GCCGGGCCCGGUGCCCGGCGGAGCGUUGCCGGGCGACGGCGGCCGCCCCGCAGCAUGGCCGGCCCCGGCCCGUGGCCGCCGGGCGCGGGAGGGUCGCGGUGGGCAGAGGAGGCUCUCGGCAUCGCGGCGGCAAGGAGGCGGCCUGCCCUCGCUGCUUUCUCCGCCUUCAGCUUCAUCCCGCCCAGACGGGAAGGGCCUCCGGAGCUCAGCUAUUUCAACCGAGCGGCCAAGACAGAACAUGUUUUCACCUAUGACACCAUUUUUAGAAUACCAGAAGGUUACAACCAGCAUCUUCCUCGCUGUGACAGAAAACAUGCAAAAGGUCAUGGUCUCAACAUUAAUGAGGAGUGCACCCUAUAUGGUAGGAAAGGAAGUGGAAGGAGGACGUCAUUGUGCUCAGCCUGGAGGUUUAGAAGAAAGCAUUAGCCCAUGAAGACACUUGAAUUAGCUGUUGUUCUUUGGCAUCCUGAAGAUUUCCAGGUGACAAGACAUAUGCAAGUUAAAGCACGGGGAAAGAGGCAAACCUUCUCUUACAGAGUUUAGGGAGAAUUCUGAAUGUCUGUGCCUCUCGAGAGUUGUAGUUCAGGUGCUCCUGCAGCUAUUCCUGUGAUGCUUGAAAACUUUUCUCCCUGAGAAGACUGGAUUCAGAGGCCCUGAUUUCACUACUGUCCUCUGACACCCACCCUCCCUACACCAGCAUUUGCUGUGAGAGUCCAAGCUUCUGAAGCUGUUGAGUUUGUUAUGGAAACUUACACCAGAUUGCCCUGCAGGAAGGAAAUUCAUUGGGAGCUAGUGCAAAGGAGUGGUCAAUCAGAACACCAUGGACAUGCCUCAAAAAGAAUGGGCAAAGUAUUCAAGGCCAGCAGAAUCUGGGUUUGAUGUGCAGCCCAAUGGCUAAAUACAGCCAUAGUUUUACACAGCUGCCUUGAAAACAGAAAUACGAUAAUAUAUAUACAUAAAUAUAUAUGUAUGUAUUUUUCCAUGCAGUGUCUGAAUAAUACAACUACACACACAAGUGUUUAUAUAUCUAUUUAUACACACACACACACACACAAAUUCACCCACACACAGAGGGAGAGGCUGCCAAAAAAAACCAAAUGAAAUGUAACCUCUGUGUGCUAUUGGCCUCAAAAUCCCAAUGGGUUCAUGGGAUGUAAAGUGAUGGGUAGGCUAGGGAUGGCUGGCUGCCUUGAUGAUUAUAUAUGAUAAGGAAGAAGGAAGAGAAAGACAAAAGUUAAAAUUACUCUAAUUGCUGUGUAAUAAAAUUGUUGUUAUUUUGUAACAAAGGCCACUGCUUGUGAUUUGUCUCACUAGAAGCCAUAUAUGCCAGAUAUUUCAGCACAAGUGCAUAGCCGUAAUACUCUUCCACUCUAUCAGACAGUGCAGGCAGUAUUAGAUGCUCCCAAAGGUAUCCCAGGGGUGCCCAUUACCAUCAUGUGCUCAUGCCUAGUAAAUCUGUGAGGCCAAUCUGUCAACUGUAAUCUGUGUGAGGCUAAAAGGCAUGUGAGUGACGACUCCAAGUAGAAAUGAAGUUUUUUAUUUCAACAAAACAAAGACAACUUUCCUCCCUCACUACCAAGCCCAACCCCAACACCCAACAGGUGUCCCUUAAUCCAACUCUUUAAUUAGCAUGGAGACACAUCAAACCCACACCUGUUUAAUGCUACAUGAUCCUGCUGUACGUGAUGACACCCAACACUGGAUGUAGCCAUAACUUAAGUGCAGGUCAUGUACUCAACUCCUCUUUAAUUACCAUUGUGGCCCUCACAGACUUUAUAUAACUAUAUUAUAAAAUAUAAUAAAUAAAAAUACCACAAUCAACAUCUUUCUAGUACAACACUGAAAGCAGAAAGCCUGAAUCCACCACAGUACACUGCUUUACUUGAAGUGGAAAAAAAAAUAAAAAAUGCUGCAAGUAAGCCCCUCAUUUCCUGCAGAGCCUGGGUGCACACAGGGAAUUCAAGAGCACAGUCACAGAUA
Pipra filicauda (Wire-tailed manakin) is the source of this 1980-nucleotide messenger RNA. It is a transcript of the gene CFAP90, whose product is annotated as chromosome unknown C5orf49 homolog. Lineage: Eukaryota; Metazoa; Chordata; Aves; Passeriformes; Pipridae. The transcript has 3 exons. Bases 55 to 426 code for a protein of 123 amino acids. The record is from RefSeq and is a predicted model, not a curated record.